CUCAACGCCUGGUGCGAAGCAGACACCUUAUCCAAACAAACAACGGAUGCACCUCACGAUAUCUUUGUCCUCUCAAUCUCAGAGCCACUGUGAUGAUUCCUCGCCGAAAGCCAAUGGCAGCAUUGCUGCUUCCCCUUCCAAACAUUGUCCUCCUCAGGCCACCGGCCGCGUGCACUUCAUUGCUGGAUAAAUGUUCAGACGUGGAAGGCCUCAAGCAGAUCCAUGCCACCAUGGUCAAGACCGGCCUCGUCCUCGACGCCGUUCCCGCCAGCCGGCUGCUGGCCGCCCUGUGCCGGUCCCCCGACGACGGCAGCCUGACCUAUGCGCUUCUCUUCUUCGAACGACUCCGGUGUCGCAACACCUUCAUGUGGAAUACCAUGAUCAGAGCCUUGUCCGAUAGCAAUCUCCCCGAGCAAGCCGUAAUCUUGUACUGCCAGAUGCGUUCCGAUGCCAUGCCGCACAAUCCUUACACCUUCCCCUUCUUGCUCAAGGCCUGUGUCGCGUUGCCGUCGGCCUUGCCGGAAACCCAACAAGUGCACAGUCAUAUCAUCAAACAUGGAUUCGCCUCCGAGGUCUACACCGCCAAUUCGCUUCUUCGUGUCUACGCCAAGUCCGGCUGCACCGGUUCCGCCCGCAAGCUUUUCGACAGGAUGCCGUGCCGAGACGCCAUCACCUGGAACUCCAUGAUCGAUGGAUAUGCGAAGAGCGGAAGGCUUGAGAUGGCACGCCAACUGUUCGAUCUGAUGGAAGAAAAGAACGUGGUGUCGUGGACGUCGAUGAUCACCGGGUGUGUCGAGAAUUGCCUCUUUAAGGAAGCCUUGGAGCUCUUUGGCGAGAUGCUAGUUACGGAGGUCGAAGCAGAUGCCAGGGCGCUCACCAGUGCGCUGACAGCAUGUACCCACCUUGGGGCUUUGGAUCAAGGAAGAUGGAUACACACGUACAUAAAGAAAAGGCAGAUGCAAUUAGAUCCCGCUCUGGGAUGUGUCCUCGUUGACAUGUACGCCAAAUGUGGCGAACUCGAUGAAGCACUAAGCAUCUUCGAGACGAUAAGAGAGAGAAAUGUGGCUGUGUGGACCGCCAUGAUCGCCGGUCUUGCCGUUCACGGCCUAGGAAGGGAGGCGCUCGAUCUGUUUAAGGAGAUGGAGGAUGCGGGAGUAAAGCCCAAUCAUAUUACCGUCACCAGUGCGCUGACGGCGUGCAGCUACGCGGGAAUGGUGGAGGAGGGAGGAUCUCUUUUCGAGAGAAUCACAAAGGAGUACAACAUGAGCCCAUCCGUCGAACACUAUGGGUGCAUGGUUGACGUCCUCGGCAGAGCGGGGAUGCUGAAGGAAGCAGAGGACUUGAUCAACGCGAUGCCCUUCGACCCCAACGCUGCGGUCUGGGGAGCACUGGCCAACGCCUGUCGGAUUCACAGAAACUUCGAGCUAGGAAAGCACGUAGGAAAGAUGCUGAUCGAGCUGGAACCGGAACAGAGUGGCCGAUACAUACAGUUGGCCAGCAUUCUCGCUGCCGAAGGUAGCUGGAAACAGUCCCUGACGACGAGGAAGCUGAUGAGAGAAAGAGGAGUGCUGAAGCUUCCCGGAUGCAGCUCGAUCAGCGUGAAGGGACGUGUUCACGAGUUCGUCGUCGGAGACAGGUCACACCCUCAGGCCGAGAAGAUACAUCUGGAGUGGGAGAGAAUCCUGAGAAGAUUGAGGAAGGAAGGAUAUGUGGCGUCCACCGACCAGCUACUGCUGGACUUGGAGGAAGAAGAGAAAGAAGCUGCGGUGGGAUGGCACAGCGAGAAGCUGGCUAUUGCCUUCGGAUUCAUCAGCACCGAGCCAGGGACGACGAUCCGGAUAGUGAAGAAUCUGAGAGUAUGCGCCGACUGCCACGCCGUGUCGAAGCUCAUCAGCAAAGUUUACCGACGCAAGAUCGUGAUGCGAGACAGGGCCAGAUUCCAUGUGUUCGCGGACGGCACUUGUUCCUGCAAGGAUUACUGGUGACAACAUCCUAGAUUAUUGACAAGCCUGUUCUUCUUCUACAAAUGGUGGAAACAGAUACUGAAAGCUUCAGAUUCAUCUACAUCCUUGUACCUUG
Musa acuminata subsp. malaccensis (wild Malaysian banana) is the source of this 2079-nucleotide messenger RNA. RefSeq names its product pentatricopeptide repeat-containing protein At5g66520. Gene Ontology annotation, molecular function: zinc ion binding; protein binding. The record is from RefSeq and is a predicted model, not a curated record. Lineage: Eukaryota; Viridiplantae; Streptophyta; Magnoliopsida; Zingiberales; Musaceae.